AUGACGGAGAACUUGCAUCCCUUCUCCCCUGCCGCACUCGCGAAGCUCCCUCGACUCUCGCGUCCUGCACGAUACACGCGUGAAGACCACAUCCCUGAUGCGCAAGCAGAUGCGGAUGGAAACAGACCGACCGUAGCGGAUUACCAUGCUAUCAAUAGCCUACCCCCCUCCGUGCGCGUACCCAGGAAGAUCGCGACGCCCAUCCGCGUUGAGGGCAAAGUCUGGUUCGCAAACGAGCGAACAUGGAUAUCUUGGUUGAACAUGGCCGUACUUCUUGGCACCCUAUCCCUUGCGCUCUUCAACGCAUCGAAGGACAAGACGGCGAGGAUAUUCGCAUAUGUCUAUGCCCUGAUCAGUAUCGGUGUUUUGAUCUACGGAUACCUCAUCUACCAGCACCGCAUCACCAAGAUUCGCAGGCGAGAUCCAGGUCACUUUGAUGCUAUCGCGGGACCCAUCAUUGUCAGCGUCCUUCUGUUCUUCGCUAUCCUUGCCAACUUCAUCAUCCGAGGUGCGUCAUUUGGGCAUCUCCCUGUGCCUUCGUACUGA
Schizophyllum commune H4-8 is the source of this 546-nucleotide messenger RNA. RefSeq lists its product as uncharacterized. The coding region runs from base 1 to 546 and encodes 181 amino acids. Gene Ontology annotation, cellular component: fungal-type vacuole membrane; vacuolar transporter chaperone complex. The record is from RefSeq and is a predicted model, not a curated record. NCBI's taxonomy places the organism in Eukaryota, Fungi, Basidiomycota, Agaricomycetes, Agaricales, Schizophyllaceae. The transcript is spliced from 4 exons.